Molecule: messenger RNA, 1746 nt
Organism: Panthera uncia (snow leopard)
Lineage: Eukaryota; Metazoa; Chordata; Mammalia; Carnivora; Felidae
Gene: PAFAH1B1
Product: platelet activating factor acetylhydrolase 1b regulatory subunit 1
Exons: 11
Coding region: 403-1635 (410 amino acids)
Molecular function (GO): protein binding
Source: RefSeq, a predicted model, not a curated record
UGUUCCGCCUGGCUCUACUAGUCCCUCUGCUCAUCUAGCUCUAUGCGUUCUCCGUGGGUCCUCCAUUGUCAUGGGCUUCAGUUAUACCAUCCCUAAGCUGAUAAGUACCAGACCUUUUUUUUUUUGUAGGUCAGUUCUCUUCAGGGCAGACUUGUUUGUACUACUCCCUACUAAAAAUCUCAGGCACCUUGGAAUCAACAUACCGAAAAUGGAGUGGAAUGAACCCUAUUUGUUGACUAUCUCCUGAUUACUGGUUGGAUUCACUUGUAAAAGAAUCGUCUUCCCCUGUGUGGACGCCACUUAGUGGCAUAUUUAAUUAUAAAUCCAGGGAUCACAACGCUUUUUGAUUUCCCAAAGGAGGGACAUACCACUAUAUCAAAGAAGCUUGAUACUACAGCCAAAAUGGUGCUGUCCCAGAGACAACGAGAUGAACUAAAUCGAGCUAUAGCAGAUUAUCUUCGUUCAAAUGGCUAUGAAGAGGCAUAUUCAGUUUUUAAAAAGGAAGCUGAAUUAGAUAUGAAUGAAGAAUUAGAUAAGAAAUAUGCUGGUCUUUUGGAAAAAAAGUGGACAUCCGUCAUUAGAUUACAAAAGAAGGUUAUGGAACUAGAAUCAAAACUAAAUGAAGCAAAAGAAGAAUUUACGUCGGGUGGACCGCUUGGUCAGAAACGAGACCCAAAAGAAUGGAUUCCCCGUCCACCAGAAAAAUACGCAUUGAGUGGUCAUAGGAGUCCAGUCACUCGAGUAAUUUUCCAUCCUGUGUUCAGUGUUAUGGUCUCUGCUUCAGAGGAUGCUACAAUUAAGGUGUGGGAUUAUGAGACUGGAGAUUUUGAGCGAACCCUUAAGGGGCAUACAGACUCUGUACAGGAUAUUUCGUUUGACCACAGUGGCAAGCUUCUGGCUUCCUGUUCUGCAGAUAUGACCAUUAAACUAUGGGAUUUUCAGGGCUUUGAAUGCAUCAGAACCAUGCACGGCCAUGACCACAAUGUCUCUUCAGUAGCCAUCAUGCCCAAUGGAGAUCAUAUAGUGUCUGCCUCAAGGGAUAAAACUAUAAAAAUGUGGGAGGUGCAAACUGGCUACUGUGUGAAGACAUUCACAGGACACAGAGAAUGGGUACGUAUGGUGCGGCCAAAUCAGGAUGGCACUCUGAUAGCCAGCUGUUCAAAUGAUCAGACCGUGCGCGUAUGGGUCGUAGCAACAAAGGAAUGCAAGGCUGAGCUUCGAGAACAUGAGCAUGUGGUAGAAUGUAUUUCCUGGGCUCCAGAAAGCUCAUAUUCUUCCAUCUCUGAAGCAACAGGAUCUGAGACUAAAAAAAGCGGCAAGCCUGGGCCAUUCUUACUGUCUGGAUCCAGAGACAAGACUAUUAAGAUGUGGGACGUCAGUACUGGCAUGUGCCUUAUGACCCUAGUGGGUCAUGAUAACUGGGUACGUGGAGUUCUGUUCCAUUCUGGGGGAAAGUUUAUUUUGAGUUGUGCUGAUGACAAGACCCUCCGUGUGUGGGAUUACAAGAACAAGCGAUGCAUGAAGACCCUCAAUGCGCAUGAACACUUUGUUACCUCCUUGGAUUUCCAUAAGACGGCACCAUAUGUGGUUACUGGCAGUGUAGAUCAAACAGUAAAGGUGUGGGAGUGCCGUUGAUUGAGUCUCAUUUGGCCCCUCCUCCCAUUUUUCCUCUGGAUGCACUCUGAUGAUACCAUGGUUACCCCAUUGAGCUCUGUUUAAAUAAAUAUUGUCCUUUCAUGUAAAUUA